CAUUAAUCAAGUGAACAGUGUGGUUGGAAGUCACUUGAGCCCAACACUUCAGUUAUUCCGGAUUGGUUUUAAUUUGGAUAAGAAGUAUGUAAAAGAUUUAGAUAAUUGGCUCCGCUUUGCCCUUGACAGGAAAGUCGAGAUUCUUGAAUUGGAUCUACGUGAAAACCAUCAAAGAAUUCGUGAUCCAAAGGAAAAUUAUGAUUUUCCCCUACCUUUGUCGGAUGGAAGCAUGGCACGCUUUCCAGAAUGGCCCCCGUCUAAUUCCAUGGAUGUAGAGACUCUGUCUCUUAAAAAGCUUGUGCUUCUGUCCGUCAACAUCAGUGAACCCGCCCUGAGUGCAUUGCUAAAGCACUCUUCAAGUCUCGAAAAGCUGUACAUUGUUGGAUCUGGGUUGUUGACUGCUGUUAAUGUUGGUGGAUUCCACAUUAACUUGAAACAAUUGAUAUUGAUGGCAUGUACUGGGCUUCGGUCUAUUACUCUUCAUGAUUUUGAUCUUGAAAAGUUUCAGUAUAUCGGUCGAGAUAUAGACUUUCAUCUUGCAAACCUUUCAAAGGUUAAAGAACUUGAUCUUGGCCAAGUGAGUGUGGGCUUGAACAAUAAGGUGUUCUCUGCGAUCGCAUGUGUAGCUUCCACCCUUGAGGUUCUUUCCUUGGAUGUUAGUCGUCAAGCGGAAGACAUUGAAAGGGAUGCUCCUGGAUUUCCACUGCUACCAAAUGUGAAAACAUUAACCCUGACGUUGCCUACAGAAGUUCAUGACACUAUAACAGAGUUUAUUGAAAUAGGAAAGAAGUGCCCUAGUUUGGAGAUCUUUAAAAUAUCGCUGUAUUGGUGUGCAUCAAUUACGAAGGAAAAAGCGUGGUAUACUCCUUUUGGUUUCGACUUUAUACGCCUCAAGCAUGUCGAGAUCAGCGGUUAUCGUGGUCUCAUGAGUGACGUUCAGAUGGCUUUGUACAUGCUAGGCAACGCCUCUAAAAUUAUUAUAGAUCCUUCAUGCCACCCUUAUGAUUUAUGCGAAUUGACUGAAAGACAGGUUAUGAAGAUAGAAGAGGCUGGUCGGUCCCAUGCCAAAUCAGAGCUAUCGUCAUGUGUUUUCCCACAGGUGGAGUUGGUCAUUCUUUGAUUCACGAUUGAGAUGAUGUUGGUUUGUUGUGUGAUAUACUCUGCUUAUUAGCUCUAGUUUCUCCUGCGGUGAUGUUGGUUUGUUGUGUGAUAUACUCUGCUUAUUAGCUCUAGUUUCUCCUGCUCCAGUUAUUAGAAAACUACUUUAGAAGCUUGUUGAUGUCUUUGGAUCAUGUUUGGAGAUUUUUUAGUUUGUUGAAUGCUACUUGAGUAGGUUUAAAAGAUUCUUAUGCAGUUAUCCAUGUUCCUUUUGCUUCUGGUA
Molecule: messenger RNA, 1381 nt
Organism: Erigeron canadensis
Lineage: Eukaryota; Viridiplantae; Streptophyta; Magnoliopsida; Asterales; Asteraceae
Exons: 3
Coding region: 230-1120 (296 amino acids)
Source: RefSeq, a predicted model, not a curated record